GGAAGGUUGAGAACCACUGGUCUAGGAUGUGAUAAGGAGGUUUUGGAGAGCCCGGGAGUCAUUCCUUUGCUCCCAAUGACUCUGUCUCAUGCAGCCAAACUUUCCCCUCUCAUCUCUUUCCUGCUGCCAUAGCGAGGUGUGAGCUGGAGGUGUGAGCUGGAGGUGUGUGCAGUGGAGGGUGGGGGAGGGGGGCAGCAUUUCGCUUGGCUUCCGUCUGCCCCUAAGGGUAACUUUUUUGAAUGCGAAGAGGUGGGGUGGCGGGGGAUCUGUCAUUAAGGGUUCCUAUGGGUGGGACGCGGAGACGGGAGUGAGGAGGGAGUGGCCCGCGGGUGGGAUCUGUGGAGCAGACAAAAUGUGGGGCCUCGUCCCUUGAAGUUCAACUUGUCUCUUCCUGAGCGAGGAGCAAGGCGUCCGUAGUUCUCUCCCAGGGGCACGGAAAGGAGAGCAAAGCGACCAAGAUAAGAGCGAACAGAGGAAAAAGCGAGACAUGUUCUCCAUGAAACAGUCCCCUGCCCUCGCUCCGGACGAGCGCUACCGCCGAGCCGGGGCCCCGAAGCGGGUCUUGGGGUCUGAGGAAGAUGCCGUGGGUGAUGGUUGCUCUCAGCAGCUGACGACUGCUAACAUUCUCCGCUUCCUACUGCUGGUCCUGGUUCCAUGUAUCUGCGCUCUCAUUGUCCUGCUGGUCAUCCUGCUUUCCUUUGUUGGAACAUUACAAAAAGCCUACUUGAAAUCAAAUGAGAGUGAACCUAUAGCUACUGACGGUGAAGUUCAAGUGCCUGAUGUUCUUCUUACAAAUACAAUUUACCCCGAGAGCACCGUGACAUCUACUACACAUCCCAGCCAACACAUUCCCGCCUGGACCACGGAUGCUUCUCUCCCAGGGGACCAAGGUCACAGGAACACAAGUGCCUGCAUGAACAUCACCCACAGCCAAUGUCAGAUGCUGCCCUACCACACCACGCUAACACCUCUCUUCUCAAUUGUCAAAAACAUGGAAAUGGAGAAGUUCCUCAAAUUCUUCAUGUACCUCCACCGCCUCAGUUGCUAUCAACAUAUCAUGCUUUUUGGCUGUAGCCUUGCCUUCCCCGAGUGCGUCGGUGAUGGUGAUGACAGACAUGGACUCUUGCCCUGUCGGUCCUUCUGUGAGGCUGCAAAAGAGGGCUGUGAGUCAGUCCUGGGGAUGGUGAACGCCUCCUGGCCCAAUUUCCUCAAAUGCUCCCAGUUUAGAAACCAACCCGAAAGCAGCAACAUCAGCAGGACUUGCUUCUCACCAGAGAAGGAAAAAGGAAAGCAAUCGUUCUGUGGAGGGGGCGAGAGCUUUCUGUGCGCCAGUGGGAUCUGCAUCUCCGGGAAACUGCAGUGCAACGGCUACAACGACUGCGACGACUGGAGCGACGAGGCUCAUUGCAAUUGCAGCGAGAAUCUGUUCCACUGUCACACGGGCAAGUGUCUUAAUUACAGCCUUGUGUGUGAUGGAUAUGAUGACUGUGGGGACCUGAGUGAUGAACAAAACUGUGACUGCAGCCCCACGAAGGAGCACCGCUGUGGAGAUGGGCGCUGCAUUGCCAUGGAGUGGGUGUGCGACGGCGACCACGACUGCCUGGAUAAGUCUGAUGAGGUCAACUGCUCCUGCGGCAGCCAGGGCCUGGUGGAGUGCCGGAGCGGCCAGUGCAUCCCCAGCACUUUCCGAUGCGAUGGGGACGAGGACUGCAAGGAUGGCAGUGAUGAGAGGAACUGCAGCUACAGUCAGACUCCAUGUCAAGAAGGCGGCCAAACAUGCCUCUACAAUUCCUGCCUUGAUUCAUGUGCUGGUAGCUCUCGUUGUGACCCCAACACCAGUCUGAAUAACUGUAGUCAAUGUGAACCAAUUACCUUGGAACUCUGCAUGAAUUUGCCCUACAACUAUACACAUUAUCCAAAUUACUUUGGCCACAGGACUCAGAAGGAAGCGUCCAUCAGCUGGGAGUCCUCUCUUUUCCCUGCACUUGUUCAAACCAACUGUUACAAAUAUCUCAUGUUCUUUGCCUGCACCAUCUUGGUACCGAAAUGUGAUAUGAAUACAAGCCAACGUAUCCCCCCUUGCAGAGCUCUGUGUGAACACUCCAAAGAACGCUGCGAGUCUGUUCUUGGGAUCGUGGGCCUACAGUGGCCCGAAGACACAGAUUGCAACCAGUUUCCCCAGGAAAAUUCGGACAAUCAAACCUGCCUAAUGCCUGAUGAAGACGUGGAAGAAUGCUCACCUAGUCACUUCAAGUGUGACUCAGGACGGUGUGUGCUGGCCUCCAGAAGAUGCGAUGGGGAGCCCGACUGUGACGAUGACAGCGAUGAGGCAAACUGUGGCUGUAAAGAGAGAGGUCUGUGGGAAUGUCCAUCCAACAAACAGUGUUUGAAGAGCACAGUCAUCUGUGAUGGGUUCCCAGACUGCCCCGAUAAUAUGGACGAAAUAAACUGCUCAUUUUGCCACGAGGAUGAACUGAAGUGUGCAAACCACGAGUGUGUGUCCCGUGACCGGUGGUGUGACGGUAGAGCCGACUGCUUGGACAGUUCGGACGAAUGGGACUGUGUGACCCUCUCUCAAAAGGAGAACUCCUCGUCAUUCCUGACUGCUCACAGGUCUGCCACAGAAAACCACGUCUGUGCAGAUGGCUGGCAGGAGACCUUGAGUCAGCUGGCCUGCAAGCAGAUGGGUUUAGGAGAACCGUCUGUGACCGAAUUCAUGCAGGAACAGGAGCAAGACCAGCAGUGGCUGACAUUACACUCCGACUGGGAGAGCCUCAAUGGGAGCACUUUGCAUGAACUGCUGGUGAAAGGGCAGUCUUGCCACAGCAGAAGUAAGAUUUCUCUUCUGUGCGCUAAACAAGACUGUGGGCGCCGCCCUGCUGCCCGAAUGAACAAGAGGAUCCUCGGGGGCCGGACGAGUCGCCCUGGAAGGUGGCCCUGGCAGUGCUCCCUGCAGAGUGAGCCCAGUGGGCACAUCUGUGGCUGCGUCCUCAUUGCCAAGAAGUGGGUCCUGACCGUCGCCCACUGCUUCGAGGGGAGAGAGAACGCCGCCGUGUGGACAGUGGUGUUUGGCAUCAACAAUCUCGACCACCCGUCGGCCUUCGUGCAGACGCGCGGGGUGAGGACCAUCAUCCUGCACCCGCGCUACAGCCGCGCGGUGGUGGACUACGACAUCAGCAUCGUGGAGCUCAGCGCGGAGGUCCAGGAGACCAGCUACGUGCGGCCCGUCUGCCUGCCCAGCGCGGAGCAGGCCUUGGAGCCGGACACGUACUGCUACAUCACAGGCUGGGGCCACAUGGGCAGCAAAAUGCCCUUCAAGCUGCAGGAGGGAGAAGUCCGGGUGAUUUCUCUGGAGCAGUGUCAGUCCUACUUCGACAUGAAGACCAUCACCACCCGGAUGAUAUGUGCCGGCUAUGAGUCUGGCACAGUGGACUCGUGCAUGGGGGACAGCGGCGGGCCACUUGUUUGUGAGCAGCCUGGAGGACAGUGGACAUUGUUUGGCCUAACUUCAUGGGGCUCCGUCUGCUUUUCCAAAGUCCUGGGGCCUGGAGUUUACAGCAAUGUGUCCUACUUCACCAAGUGGAUUGAGAGACAAAUAUACAUUCACACCUUCCUCCUAAACUGAUUCCAAAGAUGACCAGAGACGUGGCCAGCGACACUCAGAGAAAACGGGGUCUUGGCUGUGGAGCACUUUCUGCAAACAGCUGUACAGAAAAGCACUCCCUGGGCACAUGGACAGGGGUGCUGGGCAGUGCACUGCACGCCUCCAUGCUUGUUUCAGGCUAAUGUUAUUCAGCUUUAUUUUCAGCUUUAUUUUUCUUACUUCAAGUUCGAUGAAAGUCUUUUUUUUUUUUUUAAAGCAAAGCUUAUUUUGUUGUUUUGUCAGCCUAACCUUGACCACUAGUGCGAAAUUGCCGGCCCUGAAGAGUGAGGGUAAUGCAGGCGCCAGGGCAACAGUUAUAAAGUUCCCUCUUAUCCAGUCACAAAAAAAGGACACUGAGAUGCAGGCUGACCAAUCUUGGCCAGCUUUUGUUUCUCAAGUACAAUAGCAUAGUGGCAACUUUCAUAUAAGCCUUGGUGACUUGCUUUUGAUUUAUUAAAAGCCAAGAUAAUUUACAUGCUUAAGUUAUUGACUAUGACUCUUCUAAAGUCUUUAAAAUGUUGAGCACUGAUGAAAGACAGAGGCGAAAGACAAGUAGCAUCCCUGUAGGUCGCUGCAGCAGCAAGACACACUGAACACAGAGCUCUUUAGACAUCACUAUGAGCACUGACAUGGUAGGGUUGCGUGUUCUGAAUUUAAGCCAAGGUUGUAAUGUGGUAGAAAAGUCUCCACAGAACUUUCCCUAUAGCUGGGGUUUGUUCAGUAUCUGACUGAGAUUUCAAAAACCAGGAAAAUAUCCAUGGGCAAUAUUUUUAUUUGGUUCCCCCUAUGUGACGAUUGAAUUUGAGAUUCUACUUUGCCAAAGGAGAACUCGCCUUAGACUGCAGAGAUGCAAUUUAAAAAAAAAUUAAAUUGCACCUUACCCCAGUGAAAUAUUUUCCAGUGUGUCCAUACCAAUGAAGUACAGAAAUGUAUCUCAAAGCACAGGAAAGCUCUGCAUAACAUUUUGUAAUUUUCCCUGAAAGAUAUUUAAUAUCUGGUGUUGCUAAUUCUUCCCAUCGAUAAUUAAAGCAAACAUUUAAAGAUGCUUUUAAGCACUAGGCCACUUACCCACAUCAAUAUCUUUAGUGAUUAGUGGUUACUUUUUCCACACUAAAAAGCUUCAGAACACAAGUCAUCACCUGCACCUAAUUUAGUCAGCCAGGCACCCAUUUUUGCAACAUCCAAAUGCCUUUGGAACAAGUAGGAUUCCCUACUAAGCUCCACCAGCAACCUGGACUGCCUCCGCAUUCCACAUAGAGACUACCUGCAGUUUUAUACAUGUAUUUUUGUACUCUUUUCUACGUGCGCACAUAUUUGAAAUCCAAAAAAGUUGUCUUGACACUUUCCAUGUUAUUCAUCGCUUGUUCUGUAGUUUGUAUAAAUGUACUGAGAAUGUGACAUCCAGCAAUUGAAUGUUGGUCACAAAUGUAUGGAAGUUGAAGAAUAUGGGUCAGUUUUGUUUUGUUUUGGUUGUAGGUACAUACUUAAUGUAACGACUUUUAGCCUUGCUCAACUGAUGUUCAGUGAAAUGUACAUGUUGUACUUAUUUUAAAUAACCAUUAAUACAAAUAAAAUGGUAUACUCUCUUUUUUU
Messenger RNA from Myotis brandtii (Brandt's bat), 5236 nucleotides. RefSeq names its product corin, serine peptidase (gene CORIN). Gene Ontology annotation, biological process: acrosome reaction; peptide hormone processing; regulation of blood pressure. The transcript is spliced from 22 exons. Bases 488 to 3625 code for a protein of 1045 amino acids. Gene Ontology annotation, molecular function: protein binding; serine-type endopeptidase activity. NCBI's taxonomy places the organism in Eukaryota, Metazoa, Chordata, Mammalia, Chiroptera, Vespertilionidae. Gene Ontology annotation, cellular component: membrane. The record is from RefSeq and is a predicted model, not a curated record.